Messenger RNA from Ustilago hordei, 4251 nucleotides. RefSeq lists its product as uncharacterized. The transcript has a single exon. Lineage: Eukaryota; Fungi; Basidiomycota; Ustilaginomycetes; Ustilaginales; Ustilaginaceae. Gene Ontology annotation, biological process: protein dephosphorylation. The record is from RefSeq and is a predicted model, not a curated record. Gene Ontology annotation, molecular function: protein tyrosine phosphatase activity. The coding region runs from base 1 to 4251 and encodes 1416 amino acids.
AUGUCCACACAAUUACCAGAGACCACCACCAAAGCCAAGUCUCGGCGCUCUCUUCUUCCUCCGCUCAACUUUGCAUCCUCAUCUUCUUCCUCGGCAUCUUCUUCCUCCGCAUCCUCUUGCUCCAGCACAACCUCCUCUCAUCCAUCCCGACCUCCACCCAUGACUUCAGCUGCCCUCUCCUCCGCCGCUGAGCCGGACUACUUUGCCUCGAUCCACCUCCCGGACACAAAUCCACUUAAGCCUGCAGCGGUUCGAAUUGCCAGUCCCUUUGCACUUGCAAUGCCCCUCGUAUCUGCAUCAGGCGCUCGCCCCCCACCACGAGCCAACGGUCCUGGUGCUGCUGCUCAUGACGACUCGCAGGACGGCGAGCAACAUCCUUGGGCCAAACUGUUCCCUGAGGCUGGUAUGGCGACAGCACUCCCAGAUAGCUUCCCAAUCGGUCCUCUAGCUCUUCCGCCCACACCAACCGCAAAUCAUAGCUCGGUUACCAGCAAGAUGCAGCAGCAGGCUGGCUCACAAAACUCCAUACCCUCCGAUUUCAGGCGCAAUCUCAACCUACCCGCUAGACUCAAAGCCGGUCUCUCUUCCAACGCCUCUUUGCCCUUGCCUGCUUGUUCAUCUUCGAACAACAAAGCGAGUGCAUCGACAGAGGAUUUGUCCAAGUUUAAAGCAUUGGAUGUCGAUGGACUUGCAGAAGUGCUGUCGCCACCAUCAUGCAAGAUGCAGCGCAAAGCUUCACCAUUGGCUUCACCAUUGGCUUCACCAUUGGCUUCACCCUCGGCUUCGCAACCGGCCACACCCCAAGACGUUCUCGUGCUCGACAUUCGACCCUCCACUUCUUACUCGAUGGCUCGUGUUGCAUCCAGCAUUAACAUCUGUGCACCAAGCACGCUUCUCAAACGCCCUGCUAUCACCGUCGAACGCAUCGAAAACGAGAUGCUCGCCAACGUCAGCGAUCGUCGACAUUUCAUGCGAUGGCGCAAAGGUCCUCUCAAGCCAAAGCCAGAUGCUAAAGCUAGUCCCAAGGAUCAAGCCUCGUUGGAAGCCGUACGUAAGCGUGAUGCUACAAUCUGUUUGCCAGACGAGCCAGGUGUCAACAAGAUCAUUGUGCUCGAUACAGAUACUUGCCGCAUCGAUGGCACUGGCAAUGCUACAGCUGGCGGCGGUGGGCCUUGCCUUAUUGGUGUGCUCAAGAAGUUCGAAGCUGCUGGUUUUGCUGGUGAGCUCUGCUGGCUCGUUGGAGGCUUCAACAAGCUUGCCCGCUCCAACAAGGCUCAACAGUUUAUCGACACUGGUGCUCCCCAAAAGGGCGCCGACAUUGCAAUCAGUGGCCAUGAUCAGACGCCAAGCCAGAGUCGGCAGAAUAGCAAGCCACCGACCCUCAAACUGAACGGUGUCGUUGCCACUCCUUCAUUCGAAAGCCCGGCUUCGAGCUACGAUCAACGCAAGUCCCUUGUUCAGCCUCGUGGUCUUCCUAUGGAGGCAUUCAACUCGCACAGUACCAUCCCAGGAUGGAUGGGCCAGAAUGGUACUUCACCAGCCAACGACCUUUCUCAGCGGGACUCGGGCGAGCACUUCCAGUUCAACUUGGCCGUUCGUCAGCAGGACGAGAGCCGCAACGGCAGCAACGCUCAGCAUGGCGCUCAAGCAGGCGGACAAAACCGAUCUUCGGCCAACUGUGCUAACCCCUUCUUUGACAACAUUCGUCAGAAUCGUGAACUUCAGCACGGCAUCACGGAGAAGAUCCCCAUGGACCUGCCCCAGAUGAGCGAAUUGCAGGUGCAGCAGUUGCCGCCCUUCUUGCAGAAGCUGGUAAACAUGCCCGAUGCUGAUCGCGCACUCGCACUUGCUCAAGCCUUCUUCGAUAUUGAAAAGGCAGAGCAGAACCGUCUCAUCGCGACCAUGCAGCAGCAUUCCGCAGAGUCUGAGCAGGAUCCUCGCUCCAAGGACUUUGCCAGUGCUCAAGCAGCUGCAUUGCAGAAGCGGUCUUCAGCACAGACUGGGCGCUAUCUUGACCCCAACUCGCAUGUGUUCCCAUUCAGCAUCGCCGCAGCUCUCGAACGAGGUGCUGACAACCGAUAUAACAACAUCUGGACUUAUGAGCACAGCCGUGUUCGUCUUUCCAAGCCGCAAUCAACACACGAUCCCGGUUCGGACUACAUCAACGGCUCCCAUGUUCAGCCUUCUCGUCGGUUGGGUACCAAGCGUCGUUACAUUGCAACGCAAGCACCUUUGCCGAGUACAUUCGAUGCAUUCUGGACAGCCGUAUGGGAGCAGAAUAGUCACGUCAUUGUGAUGCUCACUCGUGAACACGAGAGUGGACGACUGCAGAGCCACCCUUACUGGCUCAAGUCCGAGUUUGGCGACUCGAUCCGUCUCACCAAGCUGGAAGAAGUCGUGCUCAAUGAGGCUGGUCAACAGAUGCGCCCAGAGCAGUGCGAUGGCCUGCUCAACAACGAGUCGCACGACGGUGGAACCUUGUUCCCCACCAUGCCCUCGCAGCCUUCCAGCCAGCAAAAGCAGGGUGUAGAUGCGUCGGACAAGAAACGCGAGCCUACAACGGUACGCAGGACCUUGUUGCUCCAGAAUCUGUCCGAACCUCAAUCCGCACCUCGAAGAAUCGUUCAGCUGCAGUAUAUCGCUUGGCCCGACUACCACAUCCCGGAGACGCCCGAAUCGUUGCUGACGCUAAUGGACAUUGCCGAUGGAGCACAGAACUCGGCUGAUGCCGAGCUGCAGAGUUCGGUGUCACGAGGUCGGGGUGUGCCUGCUGCUGGACCUAUGGUGGUGCAUUGUUCUGCUGGUGUAGGUAGAACGGGAGCCUUCAUUGUGAUUGAUGCUGCGCUUGAUGUGCUUCGUCGGGCCAGGAGGAGGCAGAAGUUGGGUCCCAGCAGCAACGGCAGUAGUGCUGAGCCUGCGACAUGGGAGAACAACAUUGUCUCGGUUACAGCUACAGGUAAUAGCAGCAACGGUAUUGGCGGCAACUCACCUAUGGCGGAUGUUGGAACCCGAGAGGUAGAUAUGGCACCAGUCUCGUCCCCACUUGGCGAUCGAUUCCCACGCACACCACGACGCAGCCUCAAACGUGAACUCUCACCUACAAGCAUGGAUAUCGAUUCUGGCAGUAACCCAGGUUCUGGCAGUGGCAGUUUCGGUCGUGACCUAAGCUCGCCAUCAUCCAUGUUCCGUUCUCGAUCCAAUGAGAGUGGAAGUGGUUUGGAUGCAGCUAGCAAUCCCAGCAGCAGUGUUUCUAGCACCGGUAGCUCCCCUUUCCCGAGCAAGGAUACACCUAUGCGCACGAGUCAAUCCAUGCAGCAGCAGCAAACAACGGCGGAAGGUGGCUUUACGAAUCCUUUUACAAUAGCUACUUUCCGGUUCAAUCCUACAGCUGCUGCUAGAGUUGAUGGAGUGGGUGGGAACAAUCAAGGUUCUCCCACGAGGCACCAAGGUCAGGGGAGCAGUACUGGCUCUGGCGCGACGGAUCCCGCUUUCGCCCCUACUAGAGGUCAGACGCUGAAAUUAGGUGGACAAGAUGGCGCAUGGAGACAAGCCUCUUCUCCCUUUUCCGAGGUUUCUACGCCUUCGCGGCAGGAUGGUGGAUCUGCUCGAUCUUCAUUCUCCAGUGCUGCUGGGACAGGAUUACAUUCUCGAUUCUCCUCCUCCAAUGGUUUAUCUCCCACUGGAGCAGGAGAGCGAUCCAUAGAGGAAGCACUCAUGUCAGCUAUGAACCCGUUCGAUUUCGCCAUUUCCCCACAGAGCGAGACCCGCUCUAGCGACAUUCCACCCAACGCAGCGACAGCGGGGGAUAUAUCAACCAUCACGGGCAGUAACGAACCCACACCGUUCGACGCCGCCUCUUCUUGCUCCGCCGAUGUAUUCUUCUCGCGCCACGAAGGGUCCGAGGGAGUGUCUGCUUCCAACUCAGCCAAUUCCACCUUAGCCAAUUCCACCUCAUCCGCUUCAGCUGAACCACAUACUCGCAACACUUGGAUCCAUUGCACUCGCGCGAACAGCAACAGCCACGGGGAAGGGCAGAUGCUGGAAGCUCGCAACCAUUCACAGCUGAGCGUUGCGGAGGGCGGAGCGGUAGAGCAAGUGUUGGAGAAGGGAGAAGAUGUGAUCAAGGCGAUAGUUGAGGGUGUCAGAGAACAGAGAAUGUCGUUGAUUCAGACAGGAAGGCAGUUUGUCUUUGUCUAUAGUGCCGUGCUGGCUGGUUUGUUGCGCGAUUUGAGGUCGGAGGGGGUCAACUAG